GGCAGGAUGCGUUUCUUCCCGUGGGGAUUUUGGCUGCUGUGGGUCGCCGCCGCGUCGUCCUCGUCGGCUCGGAGCGACGGCGGCAACAAGCCGAGGAGCUGCGCCGAGCUCCGGCAACUCUAUGGGGCCAAAGGAUUCAGCCCGAGUGGGGUGCCCCAAGCGGAGAUCUCGG
Podarcis lilfordi (Lilford's wall lizard) is the source of this 172-nucleotide messenger RNA. Lineage: Eukaryota; Metazoa; Chordata; Lepidosauria; Squamata; Lacertidae. The record is from the annotation of a GenBank genome assembly.